UUUUUUUUUUUAUUAUCCUUGAAGACAAGCCGGAGUUGACUGUCUUGUGUUUACCAUAUAGAAGAGCGUUGAUAAGAGGCACUGUUGUUUCCAGGUAUUUGUAACCUCUGUGUGCACUGGUUUGGGGGCAAUGCACUCUUUCUUCAGUGGGGAAUUCCACACAAUUGUACAAUUGUUGUUGUUCUUCCCUAUGCAAAAGGUCAAGAUGUCCCUUAAAGAGCGGUAUGUGGCUGCUAUGGUGCUGAGUGGAGUCGGGGAUGCCCUGGGGUACAACAACGGAAACUGGGAGUUCUGUCACAGCGGAGAAACGAUUCACGAGGAGCUCUCCAGGAUGGGAGGGCUGGAAAAGGUGGAUGUUCAUGACUGGAUGGUGAGCGAUGACACCGUCAUGCACCUGGCUACUGCAGAGGCGCUAGUCAAAGUAGGGAAGAAGCCAGCCAUGCCGGAGCUGUACAGGAAUAUUGCAGAGAAAUACAUCGAGUGCAUGGAGGACAUGAACGGCAGAGCUCCAGGUGUAACGUGUUUAGCAGUGGUUCACAGUCUGAAGCCAAAUGUCCGCAAUGGCUGGCGCGUUGCCUUUAACCCCGCAGGAGGGGGGUGUGGGGCUGCAAUGCGGGCGAUGUGCAUCGGCCUCAGGUUCCCAGCGCCCUCCCAGCUGGAGCAGCUAAUAGCGGUGAGCAUCGAGAGCGGCCGCAUGACACAUCACCACCCUACGGGCUACCUGGGCUCGCUGGCGGCGGCACUCUUCACCUCCUAUGCUGUCAAUCUGAAACCCCUUGAGGAAUGGGGCCAGGGGCUCCUCCACACUCUGAGUGCAGCGAAACGACACAUUGAGGAGUCGGGGCACUGUGUCAAGGAGAACCUGCAGGCGUGGGACUACUUUGAAAAUAAGUGGAUAAACUACCUCAACGAGAGAGGAAUUCUGGAUGGCAAGUCGCAGGCCAAGUUUCCUCCCGAGUACGGGGUGAAAGAGAGGGACGCCUUCUAUCGCACCCUGAGCUACUCUGGCUGGGCGGGCAGCAGCGGGCACGAUGCUCCCAUGAUCGCCUACGAUGCUAUCCUGAGAGCUGGCAACUCCUGGGUGUCUCUGGCCCAUCAUGCUUUCUUCCACGGAGGUGACAGCGAUUCCACUGCAGUCAUCGCUGCCUGCUGGUGGGGCGCAAUGCAUGGCUUUGAGGGGGUGCCCGGGAGCAAUCACCAGACACUGGAGUACCGGGACAGGCUGGCCAAGCUUGGGGAGAGCCUGUAUGAGCUCAGUCAGGAAACUAGAUAAAAAUGACAAACCGUUCAAAAGGUUUAGGAGUAAGCAAAAGCUUACUUGAGUGCACUUUUAUAAAAGUGAUUGCACCUGCCAAAAAAUCUCACCUGUUUUGCACUUACAUUAAUUAAAUAGGUGCAGAAACACAUGUUAUGUAAUUACCGCUCAUGCCUUUAAGUAACAUUUGAUUUUUGCUAAACUCAACCACUUGCUAUGUGUUGUUUUUUUUAAUGUCUUAGCAUAUUGGAGCAAGUGGAGAAAAUUCUCAUAAUAUUGCAUGAACAAAGUAGCAAAGCAAGAUUACAACCAUUUAGACUGAGCAACUGAGUAAACAAAUCUCAAUAUUAAAACAGAACUUAGAAUAUCAUAAAAAGUAAGGUAGGGGUAAAGAAAAACUAUUAAAAUGAAUCCUGGAUAAACCUAAAUAAUUUAGAGUGCUCCAUCUUUAUUUCGCUAUCUCAUUUACACAUUGAACGUGACAUACUGAAAACUGUUAGUGAUGGGUCCUUAUAGCAAGGACAGUACUUGUGCAAUCAAUGCCACCAUUGCUUGAACAGGAAUUAACCACAUUUAUAAAUCAUUGAGUAGUGAAGUGUUUUUGCUUUGUGGUCUUUGAAUAAACUUCAGGAAGAACUGA
Molecule: messenger RNA, 1895 nt
Organism: Acipenser ruthenus (sterlet)
Lineage: Eukaryota; Metazoa; Chordata; Actinopteri; Acipenseriformes; Acipenseridae
Product: ADP-ribosylhydrolase ARH1-like
Exons: 4
Coding region: 131-1273 (380 amino acids)
Biological process (GO): protein de-ADP-ribosylation
Molecular function (GO): magnesium ion binding; ADP-ribosylarginine-[protein] hydrolase activity
Source: RefSeq, a predicted model, not a curated record